Colletotrichum higginsianum IMI 349063 is the source of this 3276-nucleotide messenger RNA. RefSeq names its product vault protein inter-alpha-trypsin. The coding region runs from base 1 to 3276 and encodes 1091 amino acids. The transcript has a single exon. NCBI's taxonomy places the organism in Eukaryota, Fungi, Ascomycota, Sordariomycetes, Glomerellales, Glomerellaceae. The record is from RefSeq and is a predicted model, not a curated record.
AUGGUCUUCGGCUUCGGUCACGCGCCCUGCGGCGUCUUCGGCCAGUCCAUUUCUCAUCAUCCCAACAGCAACAGCAACAGCAACAACAACAACAACUACCGCAGAAACACCCACGUCUGCGGGCUCUACUACCUCGACACGACCCAGAACUUCCCAAGCCGCGGAAGCCACUCAUACCCGCGCCGCUAUCUCCCGAUGCUGUCCCAGUCCGUCCACGCCCGCAUCGUCGCCUCGGCCUCGCGGUCCACCCUCACCCAGACCUUCGUGAACCCUUCUGCCGACGCGCCCAUCCCCGAGCUCCGCUACACCUUCCCGCUGUACGACGGCGUCUCGGUCGUCGCCUUCACCUGCACCGUCAACAAGGACCGCGUCAUCCGCGGCGUCGUCCAGGAGACGAACACGGCCCGCCGGACGUACGACAACGCCGUCGCCAAGGGUCAGACCGCCGGCAUCCUCGAGCAGCUGCCGGACGCGAGCGACGUCUUCACCUCCAGCGUCGCCAACGUGCCGCCGGGCGCCGAGGUCGCCGUCGAGAUCGAGUACCUCGGCGAGCUGAAGCACGACGCCGGGGUCGACGGCAUCAGGCUUACCAUCCCGACCUCCAUCGCCCCGCGCUACGGCGCAUACCCGGGCACCCUGCUCGACAAGCCCGCCAACGUGUCCGCGGCCCAGGACGGCAUCACCAUCGUCGUCGACGCCGAGGUGCCGGCCGGCAGCGUCAUCAAGUCGAUCCAGUCGCCCUCACACCCCAUCGCCGUCUCGGUCGGCUCGACCUCGACUACCAAGGCCGACGCCGCGCCGUCUCUCCAGCUGGCGUCCGCCACGCUCUCGCUCGGCACCGCGCGGCUCGACAGGGACUUUAUCGUCCAGGUCAUCGCGACGAACACGUCGAACCCGGUCGCCGUCCUCGAGACGCACCCGACCAUCCCGCACCAGCAGGCCCUCAUGGCGACGCUGGUGCCGCGGUUCAAGAUGCCCGCCACCACCAAGCCCGAGGUCGUCUUCAUCUGCGACCGCUCCGGCUCGAUGCAGGGCGCCAGGAUGACGGACCUCCGGGACGCGCUCCGUGUGUUCCUCAAGUCCCUGCCCGUCGGCGCCAUGUUCAACAUCUGCAGCUUCGGCUCGGAGCACUCGUUCCUGUUCGACAAGUCGGUGACGUACGACCAGAACACGCUCGAGGCCGCCAUGCGGCACGUCGACACCUUCGCGGCCAACUUUGGCGGCACCGAGAUCCGCCAGCCCAUCGAGCAGACCUUCCGGCGCCGCCACGUCGACCUCGACCUCGAGGUGUUUCUGCUGACGGACGGCGAGGUCUGGGGCGAGCAGGGGCUCUUCGGCCUCGUCGGCGACCACGUGCGGGAGUCCAAGGGCGCCAUCCGCCUCUUCACCCUCGGCGUCGGCCGGGACGUCAGCCACUCCCUCAUCGAGGGCCUCGCCCGCGCCGGCAACGGCUUCUCGCAGUGCGUCUCCCACAAGGAGAAGAUGACGGGCAAGGUGGUGCGCAUGCUCAAGGGCGCCCUCACGCCCCACGUCACCGACUACACCCUGGAGCUCAAGUACGCCGACGCCGGGUCGGAGACGGAGCCCGAGGACGACUUUGACAUCGUCUCGACUGAUGAUCUGCUCAAGCCCCUCGAUCGGGGAGUCGUCCUUCCCCCCGUCGAGCCGAAGAAGCCCAUUUCGCUCUUUGACGCCGCCGCCUCGGAUGGGGAAGACGCGGUCAUGCAUGACGUCGCCGAUGACGGCACCGGGACGGAUCGCUUCUCGCACAUCCCCGCCGUCAAGCCGCCCAAGGUGCUCCAGGCGCCCUUCCAGAUCUCGCCCUUCUUCCCCCACAGCCGCAACAGCGUCUACCUCCUCCUCUCGCCCGACCGCGAGCUGAGGGACAAGACGCCCGAGUCCCUCGUCCUCCGCGGCACGUCCACCCAGGGGCCGCUGGAGCUCCGCAUCCCCAUCGCGGUCCUCCCGGACAAGGGCGAGACGAUCCACCAGCUGGCGGCCCGCAAGGCCGUCCAGGAGCUCGAGGAGGGCCGCGGCUGGAUCUACCACGCCAAGAGCGGCAAGGACGGCCGGCUCCUCAGCGAGGCCCACCCGGGCCGGUUCCCCGGCAUGGUGGAGCGGGAGGCCGUCCGGCUCGGCGUGCAGUUCCAGGUCGGCGGCAAGUGGUGCUCCUUCGUCGCCGUCGACGACCAGGACAACGAGGUCAGCGUCGAGGAUCGAGAGCUGGCCGCGGACAGGGUCCGAGGCCACACCGAGAAGAGGUCGUCCUCCAAGUCGAGGUCGUGCUCCAAGGUGUCCAUGGCGUCGUCAAUCUACUUUGAUUCCCCGCCCGCCGAUCACUCGGCACCCAUCCCUUUGUGCAGAAAAGGCACGCCCCCCAAGAAAAUGGAGACUCGGACGCCUCCGCCUUUGUCGUGGACACCGGUGAUGUUCGGCUCCUCGGCGCUGCAGUCGAACUCGACUUCGGCUUUCGGCUUGAUGAGCUACACUCCGCCGUCCGGAGGAGGCCUUUUCAGCGGCCCAAGUACGGGGGGAGGCCUGCUCGGCGGCCCAAGUACGCCAAGUACGGGGGGAGGCCUUUUCAGCGGCCCAAGUACGGGGGGAGGCCUGUUCGGCGGCCCAAGUACGCCAAGUACGGGGGGAGGCCUGUUCAGCAGCCCAAGUACGGGGAGAGGCCUGUUCAGCGGCCCAAGUACGGGGGGAGGCCUUUUCAGCGGCCCAAGUACGGGGGGAGGCGUCUCCGCCUCGGCCGCCGUCCCUGACGCCUCGGCUCUGUCGGGCGCGGAACACUUUCGCAGUUUUGCGGUCAGUGAUCCCAUCCGCCCCAUCGCCAUGCAGCAGAAUACCGCUGCAGCUGAUGACGGCGUCGAGUGUGAGGAGUCCUCGAGCCCCAAGCCGGCCCCUCCUCCUCCUCCCGCUCCCGCUCCCGCUCCCGCGGCCGCCUCUUUCCAGCCCGCUACCGCGUCCACGAUCGAUAGGUUUGAGGCCAUUGUCUCGGCGCAGCACUCCAGCGGCUUCUGGACGUACUCGGACGGGCUGAUGAGCCUCCUCGGCGUGUCUGACCGGGACCUCCGGUCCGCGGUGGUCGACGCGGUCGGAAAUCGGUUCAGCCCGGUCCUGAUGUCGACUGUCGCUGUCGUCGCUUUCCUGCGGAAGAACCUGGCGCACGAGCGGGACAGUUGGGAGAUGAUGGAGGAGAAGGCCAUGGCCUGGCUUAACGCCGAGCUGGGAGAUAAGACUGGGGAUGUCAUGGAUGCGGUAAAGCGCCUCUUCUGA